AUGUCGGGCACCAGGAAGAGAACCCGUCGCGCAGCACCUAGCCCUGUUCCCGACCCACCUGUUUCUUCGGCUGCGGACCCCGAGCUGCCGAGUAACGCUGCCUCACCACUCGACGGCGGACAAUUCAAGCAAUUUAUAUCUGACGAAGUCCAGAAAGCCGUCACCGCCGCCCUGGCAGAAACGGUCUCCCCACUGCUUGCCACCAUCGGAUCCUCGCAGCCUUCCCCCGCCAUGGCCGUACCCACCGGAAAUGCUGCGCCAACUGGUCCGGGUGCUGGCUCUCUAUCUCAUCCACUGAACGUGCCGUCUCACGUGAGAGAGAGGAUUUUUGCGAGCCCUGCCAUUUUUAACUCUAUUGCCGACUGCCUUGAAUGGAUUGCUCGCUAUGAGUUUUCUAUUACUGACCUGCUCCAUUAUCUAGAUGAUUUCCUUUGCAUUUCUCCAUCGGAGCUGGUGGCGAACCAACGUGCUUCAAUCCUGCUUCGCUGUUUUAACUAUGUCCAAGUCCCCUUGGCACCUGACAAAGUGGAAGGUCCAGCUCAAGUGCUGUCGUUCCUGGGCAUCGAGCUGGACUGUGGCAGACUGGAGGCCCGGCUACCAGACACCAAGUUGCAAGAUCUCCGCACCUUGCUCGACCAGUAUGUCAACCGUGGCGACAUGACCCAACGCGAACUCGACUCACUAUUGGGAAAACUCUCCUUCGCAGCUCGGGUAAUUAUACCUGGUCGGACAUUCAUGCGCCGACUCUGGGAUAUUUGUCACCGCUACAGUCAGCCACACUAUAAGAUCAAACUCUCAGUCGAGGCCCUGGAAGACCUGAAGUGGUGGCAACGCCUCCUCUCGCAAUGGAACGGAAAGUCCUUCUUUCAUAUGCCAAAUUGGACCCCGUCUCCCGACAUCCAAUUGUUUACCGAUGCCAGCGGUUCGAUCGGCUGGGGCGCAUGUUAUGGCCAUCGCUGGAUCCAGGGACAGUGGUUGCCGGAACAAGCCGACUACUCCAUCGAGUGGAAGGAGAUGUUCGCCAUUGCCGCAGCUUGCUCCUCCUGGGGCCUUGAAUGGCGCAAGCUCCGCAUACUCGUGUACUGCGAUAACGAAGCCGUAGUGGCAUGCCUGUCCAAUGGUUGUAGCCGCUCCCCCCCAGUCAUGGACCUGAUACGACGGCUGUUCUUCAUGUGCGCUAACUUUGGCUUCAUUCUGUCAGCAAAGCAUAUUCCAGGAUGCACUAACAAAGCCGCUGAUGCUCUGUCUCGUUUUAACAUGCAGGCGUUUCGCGAGGCGGUUCCGGGAGCUCGGGCGACAGCCGACCUGUUCCAGUCAUUCUAA
This is a messenger RNA of Sycon ciliatum, 1323 nucleotides long. RefSeq lists its product as uncharacterized. Gene Ontology annotation, molecular function: nucleic acid binding. The coding region runs from base 1 to 1323 and encodes 440 amino acids. The record is from RefSeq and is a predicted model, not a curated record. The transcript has 2 exons. Lineage: Eukaryota; Metazoa; Porifera; Calcarea; Leucosolenida; Sycettidae.